Molecule: messenger RNA, 2475 nt
Organism: Diplodia corticola
Lineage: Eukaryota; Fungi; Ascomycota; Dothideomycetes; Botryosphaeriales; Botryosphaeriaceae
Product: polymerase histidinol phosphatase-like
Exons: 1
Coding region: 1-2475 (824 amino acids)
Source: RefSeq, a predicted model, not a curated record
AUGAAAACUCUCUCCGAUGAAGAGCUUACGGCCCUGGCGGGGCAAUACUUUGCUCCAGAGGGAUUGUACCAAUACACCAAAGCCCUGCCAUUUCUUGGAAGCCUGGAGCACAAUCCCAAGACAUUGAUCGCGGGCCAAUGGACGGAACUGGUUGUUGAAUACACUGUCGGUGCCAGUGGCCUGGCUGAUGGUGCUUGGAUCAAGGGCACCUUCAAAUUCUACUCCGACUGGGCUCUGUUCCAAACGACGGAUCCGGAGAAGGACAACUACGUAUCAGCCGAGUACAUCGCGGGUCCCCUCCAUCCCGGUCAGACAGCUGCAACGGUCCAGUCGCUUGCGGUCCGGUUCGACCAAAAGGGCCACGAGCGGCCGUUUCAGAAGGCAAUUCUGAUCGACGUGGUUGACGGUUAUCUGAACCCGGGAGACAAGAUCGUUGUACGCAUGGGUGAUCGACGAUGGGGAUCCCGAGGGACGCGGGUCCAGACUUUCGUGGAGGACAAGUUCAUGAUGAGGUGGUACAUCGACCCGGUUGGAACCUCGAGAUUUGCACCCAUCAAACCGGACAUUGCCAUCCCAAUCAAGCCGGGGCCCAUUGCAAAAGUCAAAGCCAUUUCUCCGCGUGUCGUCAGACCAAACGUGCCCUUUCCAAUCCACAUCCACACUCACGACGCGUGGGGAAACGCCACGGCCAACUUGGCCGGAUUAGACGCCCGAAUCACCGUAACAGAUGAGGGAUCCUCCGAAGCCAUCUUCGACAAGCAGCUUCCACUCCCGAGCCAAGGAUGGACUGUAACCGACACCACAGUAUCUCUGCCGACAAACGGAGACUACACCGUGUCCGUCUCAGUCUCCGACAUCCCACACGGCGGCACCAUCAUCACCACCACCACGGACCCCAUCACCGCAGAAUCGUCGAUCCCCACCCCGCGCCCCCUCUUCGCCGACCUCCACGUCCACUCGGACGACACCGUCGGCACCAACUCAUCCACCUACAACUUCUCCUACGCCCAGCACAUCGCCGGCCUCGACAUCGUCGGCUACACCGCCAACGACUUCAACAUCACCCAAGCCCGCUGGACGCAAACCCUCGCCGUCAUCGCCUCCGCCAACAUCCCCGACAAGUUCCUCAUCUACCCCGGCACCGAAUGGUGCGGCAACUCCGCCGCCGGCGGCGACCACAACGUCGUCUUCCUCGACGACCCGACGAAGACGACAGACGUCUCCACCGCCCCGGCCUUCCCGCUCGACCGCGCCGGCAACGUCGCCCGCAGCUUCGAGUGGAACGAGCACGGCCCGGCGCAGCUGCGGCCGGGCGCGUGGCCGCUGGACGAGCUGUACGCGACGUACGCAGCUGAGGAAAACCGCCACCUGCUGAUCCCGCACGUGGGCGGGCGCCGCUGCAACCUCGCGUGGCACCACCCGCGGCUGGAGCGGCUGCUGGAGGUCGGCAGCGCGUGGGGCGUCUUCGAGUGGCUGCUGCGCGACGCGGUGCGGCGCGGGUGGCGGAUGGGCGUUUGCGCCAACUCGGACGAGCAUCGGGGCAGGUGCGGCGGGGGCGUGCCGGGGACGGCGGUGUUCGGGGCGCGGGGCGGGUUGACGGGCGUGUGGGGCGCGGAGAGGGUGGAGUGGAGGGGGGUGGCGGCGGCGUUGAGGGCGCGGAGGACGUUUGCGACGACGGGGGAGAGGCUGGUGGGGUUGGUGGAGGUGGGGGAGGAGGGCAAGAUGCAGGGAGAUGAGGUGGAGGUGGGGGUUGGGGAAGGGGUGGAGAUGCGGUAUCGGUUUUAUGGGAGGAGUGGGUUUGGGUCGGUUGAGGCAUGGGAUGCGGGGGGGAUGGUGUUCCGGCGCGACUUGCAGCGGGAGGCGGAGCAGCAUGCGGCGGGAGGGACGCGACGGAAGCUUCGUGUCAGGUGGUCGGGAGCGCGGGUCUACGACAGAUACCGGGAGGCGGUGUGGAGGGGAUCGAUCCUGGUGACGGACGCCGUCAUCUCACACAUUCAGCCGUUUGGCGGGGUGCUGGAUAACCCGGAGGAUGUCGUCGAGCUGGCUUCGGAGAGCCAGGUCAUCUUCAACACACGCACGAGUGGGGAUUUCGACGGCGUAGACAUCUUCUUCGUUGCUGCGUCCGAGACUCCUUCUUCUGUCAGUGUUACGGGGAAAUUGGGGGGAUAUGUCAAGGUCGGCAACGUGCUCAACGGCAAUCCUCACAAGCCGCAGCCUGAGUUCCGUUUAUCUGCCAGUCGACACGAGCUGGAGCAAGUUGACGGGAAGCAGAUUGAGAUCAAGGGUGGAGCUGAGCUUGCUGUAUCGGCUGGAUUGCUUCUGGACGUACCACUCCCAAGACGGGUGGAAGGGACGUUUAGUAUUCCAGCCAACACUCACGCCGCUGGAGAGAACCAGGCAGUCUACUUUGUAGGCAGAGAGUCUCAUGGAGGCAAAGUCAUAACCAGUCCGGUUUUUCUCGAGUAUAUAGCUUAG